AUCACAGAGUGCAGGAAGCUCAAGAUGAAGACAAGUUAUCAAAUGUUAUCAUUAAAACAAAUUCCGGUAUGUGCAAUGGUCCUCUUGAUCAAUACCUUGGUCUCGGUUCAGAAACACGGAGAACUUCAACAUGGGUCCCUAAUCCUUAUGGUAUAGAAAUUGGGGAUCCUAAGACAAUCCCGAAUGGAUAUGAGGAGAGAUGGGUUUUGGAUAUCCAUGCUAUAGAUACUCGAGGGGUGAAGGAUCGAUUAGGGUGCACUGAGUGUAAGUGUAGUCUCUACAAUGUGACUAAGGAUGAAUCCGGAUAUCCUCUGAGAAAAAAUUAUAUUGGAGGGCUUAAUUGUUGCUAUGAUAAGACUCAAUGCCAAUUAAGAGAGGGAUUCGGUGGUGGCGAGAUCAGGAAACUCUAUUUAAGAUAUAGUGUAAAGUGGACUCAGUGGAAUGAGAGUAUUAUACCUGUCAAGAUUUAUAUACUUGAUGUCACUGAUACAGGGAGGAUACCAGGAGGUGCUAGUUCAAGUUGCAAGAUAGAAUACCAAGUUGAUCAAUGUGAACCACAAACAGUACAUAGUGGAAAAUGUGUUGAUACCAAGAAGGCAAUAGUAAUUAUUCCCAAAGGAGGAGAUAUUGUGUACGCAGUUGGCCAUCAACAUUCAGGGGGGCUGGGUUCUUCUGUCUAUGGCCAGGAUGGAAGGGUCUUGUGCACUUCGAUGCCAACCUAUGGAAAUGGAAACGAAGCGGGAAAUGAGGAGGGCUACGUUGUUGGAAUGUCGACCUGUUAUCCAGAGCCAGGCUCCGUCAAGAUUGAAGAUGGAGAGUUUCUGACAAUUGAAUCCAACUAUAACAACUCCCAGAUGCACACUGGAGUUAUGGGACUCUUCUAUAUCAUGAUAGCCGAACCACAACCAGAGCCGAAGUCCGUGAUUCUAUUCCACAACUUAUCGUUGCUCUGGAGACGAGAACUCACCAAAUGUUGGCCGGCGUUAUUUCUUGUUGGUGGGGUUGUGGCUAUCAUCAUCACUAUUAGCUAUAGCCGAAGAUAUAAUGAAGGCUACCUAUCUCUGUAAACAAUUUUUCCGACCUUAGUUUAAUGUAAUAUUAUAACAGGUUUCUCUGUGUUAGCUAUGUAUGUACCAUUAUUUGUGCCAAUAUCUUAUGGUACUAUAUUGAUAUAUGAUUUUCCCCCCCUCCAAAAACCGGAACUUCGUCCAGG
Asparagus officinalis (garden asparagus) is the source of this 1213-nucleotide messenger RNA. RefSeq lists its product as uncharacterized. The transcript has 4 exons. The record is from RefSeq and is a predicted model, not a curated record. Lineage: Eukaryota; Viridiplantae; Streptophyta; Magnoliopsida; Asparagales; Asparagaceae. Bases 69 to 1067 code for a protein of 332 amino acids.